Messenger RNA from Sander lucioperca (pikeperch), 4039 nucleotides. It is a transcript of the gene grik1a, whose product is annotated as glutamate receptor, ionotropic, kainate 1a. Gene Ontology annotation, biological process: synaptic transmission, glutamatergic; monoatomic ion transport; modulation of chemical synaptic transmission. Gene Ontology annotation, cellular component: plasma membrane; presynaptic membrane; kainate selective glutamate receptor complex. Gene Ontology annotation, molecular function: transmitter-gated monoatomic ion channel activity involved in regulation of postsynaptic membrane potential; kainate selective glutamate receptor activity. The coding region runs from base 961 to 3651 and encodes 896 amino acids. The transcript is spliced from 19 exons. NCBI's taxonomy places the organism in Eukaryota, Metazoa, Chordata, Actinopteri, Perciformes, Percidae. The record is from RefSeq and is a predicted model, not a curated record.
ACCGGAAAUCAAAUAUAUUUCUGCUUUCUUGACACUGAUCUGUGCGCUCACUUUGCCUGCAUCUCCUGUCGCCUCGGAGGCGCACUGACUAGUGAGUAAAAGUGGACGUGCUUACUCGGGUCACUGUUUCUUCGCAGCCAGUCGUUUUCAGAUUCAGAAGAUGUGACUUGUUGGAUUGAAUUUGUACAGGAAAGUUGGAUUAACGUGACUGGUGGUCAUCAUUUUUCGUCUAUUUGGUGCGACGGCGUGAUGUAGAGUGGAAAAGAUCGAAUUGGGAAUAAAACUUGAGUUACGCGCUGGCACGUCAGGUGUUUCAGCGCCUGGAUAUAGGCCGUUUCUUUCUGUCAUGGUGUCAAUACACGCGGUGAGUUCGCCUGGAGCACGAUGGAGGAAAGAAAGAGACUUUUCUUCUAUCUUUUCUUCGCAGUACAGCUCUGUCUGAGCUCAACACAAGUCCUCAGAAUCGACACUCCUGUUGGGCAUUUUCAUUCAAAUCAUGUCCCCCAGCAGCUGAUCUUCACAAACAGCUGAAACCUAUCCAUCACUGAGAUGGAUGUAAUGUAGCCAGCAAGGCGAUGCAAUCAUCCUCAGCCCUGCUGUCAUAGGCCGUUUAGUGGAGUUAAGAGGAGUACGAGAACUUCACCUAGACUUGAUUAGACAGGAGGAAGCUGGUGAGCUGUGGCUGUGUUUAUUAUCUAAGCAUCUCUUUUUCAGGCUUUGAAUCUCACCCUAGUCAAAACUGUAAUAUGUGGACAUAAUUGACUAAAUAAAUUGAGAAUUGGUGUCACUGGCACCUGUUCCUAAAUUGGAGAGGUAUAAAUAUCUGAUCCAGUUUCUGAUAAAUUGAUAAUCUACUCUUCUCUUCUCCCUCAUUGAAAAAUCCAGAAUGAAUAUGAAAAUGUUUCAAAAGUUUAACUGCUGGACACAAGAUGUUCCCUACUUCACUGACUUUCUAAGUGUAUGUGCACUGGAGGAUUCUCCACAUCUCACUUGUGUGGUAUUUUUGAGACCCGGGAGAGUGAGUUAGUGAGUAUGGAUGAGCUGGCGUUCAAGUUUGCUGUAAAUAACAUAAACCGCAACAAGACCCUGAUUCCCAACACUACUCUCACCUACGACAUUCAGAGGAUCAACCUCUUUGAUGGCUUUGAGGCUUCAAGGAGAGUGUGUGACCAGCUAGCUCUCGGGGUGGUCGCGGUGUUUGGCCCUUCUCACAGCUCCUCGGUCAGUGCUGUUCAGUCCAUCUGCAACGCUCUAGAGGUCCCUCACAUUCAGACCCGCUGGAAACACCCGUCAGUGGACAACAAAGACACUUUCUUCAUCAACCUAUAUCCAGAGUACACCGCCAUUGCCAGGGCCAUCCUGGACGUGGUCACUUUCUUCAAAUGGCGGAAGUUGACGGUGGUCUAUGAGGACAGCACGGGUCUGAUGCGGAUGCAGGAGUUGAUCAAGGCUCCGGCAAAGUUCAACCUGAAGAUCAAGAUCCGCCAGCUGACCCCAGGUAACCAAGAUGCCCGCCCACUGCUUAAGGAACUGAAGAAAGACAAGGAAUUUUUUAUACUCUUUGACUGCUCCUAUCGCAUGGCUUCGGAGCUACUCAAACAGCUUUCAUCAAUGGGAAUGAUGACUGAGUACUACCAUUUCUUCUUCACGACUUUGGAUCUGUUUGCCUUGGACUUGGAGCCGUACCGCUACAGCGGAGUCAACAUGACAGGCUUCAGACUGCUGAACGUAGAUGACCCGUGGGUAGCCUCCACAAUGGACAAAUGGGCCAUGGAAAGGCUGCAGGGUCCCAAACAAGAGAGUGGCCUGAUGGACGGAAUCAUGACUACAGACGCAGCCUUGAUGUAUGAUGCAGUGUUCAUGGUUGCCGUUGCCUCGCAGCGGGCCACUCAGAUGACCGUCAGCUCCCUGCAGUGUCACCGCCACAAACCCUGGCGCUUCGGACCUCGCUUCAUGAACCUCUUCAAAGAGGCACAGUGGAAUGGACUGACAGGGCACAUUGUUCUUAAUAAGACAGAUGGCCUGAGGAGAGACUUUGAUUUGGACAUCAUCAGCCUCAAAGAGGACGGCACUGCCAGGGGUAUUGUGGAGGGCGGAAGUCGCCUCACGAAAAGGUGGAUCAAGAUUGCUGUGUGGAACUCAUACAGGGGUAUGAACCUGACGGAGAAGUCCAGCCGAGACAAGAAUAACAAUGUGACAGACUCUCUGGCUAACAGGACUCUUAUUGUCACCACAAUACUGGAAAAUCCAUAUGUGAUGCAGAAAAAGUCCGACAAGGAGCUGAUUGGAAAUGAUCGUUUCGAGGGUUACUGUCUGGACCUUUUGAAAGAGCUCUCCAACAUCUUGGGUUUCACGUAUGAAGUCAGAUUGGUGGCUGAUGGGAAAUACGGAGCCCAGAAUGACAAGGGAGAGUGGAACGGGAUGGUGCGGGAGCUGAUAGACCACGUUGCAGACCUUGCUGUGGCCCCCUUGACCAUCACAUACGUUCGAGAGAAAGUCAUCGACUUCUCCAAGCCCUUCAUGACCUUAGGUAUCAGCAUCCUCUACCGAAAACCUAAUGGCACCAAUCCGGGCGUGUUCUCCUUCCUUAAUCCCCUAUCUCCGGACAUCUGGAUGUACGUGCUGCUAGCCUGCACAGGAGUUAGCUGUGUGCUCUUUGUGAUUGCCAGGUUUACUCCAUACGAGUGGUACAACCCACAUCCAUGUAACCCGUCCUCGACUCUAAUACAGAACAAUUUCACUUUACUCAACAGUUUCUGGUUUGGUGUCGGAGCUCUCAUGCGGCAAGGCUCGGAGUUGAUGCCUAAGGCUCUGUCCACUCGUAUAGUUGGGGGUAUCUGGUGGUUCUUUACCUUAAUCAUCAUCUCCUCCUACACGGCCAACUUGGCUGCCUUCCUUACUGUGGAACGAAUGGACGCGCCAAUCGACUCAGCAGACGACCUGGCGAAGCAGACCAGGAUUGAAUAUGGGGCAGUAAGGGAUGGAUCCACCAUGACCUUCUUCAAGAAAUCAAAGAUCUCAACCUAUGAGAAGAUGUGGGCGUUUAUGAGCAGCAGGAAAAACACUGCAUUGGUUAAGAACAACAGAGAAGGCAUCACUCGGGUUCUGACAACAGACUACGCCAUGCUGAUGGAGUCCACCAGCAUUGAGUACAUCAGCCAGAGAAACUGCAACCUCACACAGAUUGGAGGUCUCAUCGACUCCAAGGGCUACGGAGUGGGAACACCUAUCGGGUCUCCAUACAGGGAUAAAGUGACCAUUGCCAUCCUUCAGCUGCAGGAGGAAGGGAAGCUGCACAUGAUGAAGGAGAAGUGGUGGAGAGGCAAUGGCUGCCCAGAGGAGGACAACAAGGAGGCCAAUGCUUUGGGCGUGGAAAACAUUGGCGGUAUUUUUAUCGUCCUCGCUGCUGGUCUGGUUCUCUCUGUGUUUGUGGCUAUUGGAGAGUUCAUCUACAAGGCUCGCAGGAACGCUGACAUAGAGGAGUGCGUGUCUUUUAGCGCCCUGAUGGAGGAGUUGGGUAUCUCCCUGCAGUGUUACAAAGGCAUCCGGGUGAGGUUGCGACCCCACAGUGGAGCAAGGACAGCUUGCAUCCUCUGUCAACCCAAACGCACUGCAAAGAGGAAAGGAGCAAGAUGGGACUCCAGCACGUGAGCCUUGGAUAAAAAAACUGAUGGAACUUGGAUCAAAGACUGCUACUUGAUCGCUCUCAAAUCAUCAGAUUUGUUUGUGGGCCACAGAAUUAUAUGAAGUUGUUCCCUCAUCAACCCUGUCUUUAUGUUACUGAAUUAUACAUAAAGCAUUCUACUGUAGAUGUAGUUUACAAAGUCUUGGCCUUGUAUCAACAUUAAUAAUGUUAAAACAGAUGAUGACAAGAAUGAGAGCUCUCUCAUAGCAUAAACCAUUUCUGUUUCCUCAUGACUGUAGUUCACUGUUCUGAGCAGUUUGCACAAUUGAAUCUACACACUUUAUAGAUACCCAUUGUGUAAAUGUAUGAUAACUUCACUGAUUUUCAGAGUAAAACGAUUUUUGCAUUUUCUAA